AGAAUUGAUUUGGUGGCCCCCUUCUCUUUUGAAGUCCUUUCUUCUAUACAAAAGAGUGCCUUAAGAUCAAACAUGAUUCGUUUUAAUAAUGUCUUAUCAGGUGCUUGCGGAUGGUGUUUUGGAUCCAGAAACAACAGUGUUCUAUAUCUUCCCAUCUCUUAUGCAUUAUACUGGUCCGAUUGAAGGUCAAUGGCAUGCAAAAGCUAGUAUAAAUGCUGGGGCUAAAUUUUACAUUGUCGGUAGAGACCCUGCUGGCAUGGGCUAUCCGGUUGAGAAAAGAGAUUUAUACGAUACGGAUCAUGGGAAGAAGGUAUAUAUUGUGCGUGGUUCCAGAACUUGAAUGGCUAAACAUCCUACCUUUCAAGGUAUAUUUAACUUCUGGGAUCCAUUUAUGUUUGCUGUUACUGUUUUCACGUUUCAGCUAAAAAUUUCAUAUCUCUGAUCAGCAAUGUCGUUGCUGCAUAUUAUAAGACUCAGGGUAAAAUGGCAUUCUUCGAUCCCUCAGGGGCUCAGGACUUCCUCUUACGGGCACCAAGGUACCUUUA
Rubroshorea leprosula is the source of this 545-nucleotide messenger RNA. Lineage: Eukaryota; Viridiplantae; Streptophyta; Magnoliopsida; Malvales; Dipterocarpaceae. The record is from the annotation of a GenBank genome assembly.